Funneliformis geosporum is the source of this 1185-nucleotide messenger RNA. The record is from the annotation of a GenBank genome assembly. Lineage: Eukaryota; Fungi; Glomeromycota; Glomeromycetes; Glomerales; Glomeraceae.
AUGUUAGGACGUGUGGUGAUUUCUAUUAUCGGAGCCGGCUUUGCGGUUUAUUGUGUCGUUACUGCAUUUUUGACAUAUUUUGAAAAAAAUCCUGCAACUUUGCAUUUGACAAACUUUUAUCUAGUUGGAUAUGCAGCUAUAAAUGCAGUUUUUACACCUUUUGGUAUAUCAGGGGUUGUCGGGGGAUUAAGUCGUAAGAAAUCUUUAAUAAAAGCUUUCACCCGAUUUCAAUGGUGGUUGGCUACUUUCAUUCUUACCGGUUUAAAUGUAUUUAAUGUUAUACUUUCUAGAAAUGAAAAUAAUAAAAAAGGCUUCAUUGGCAGAUGUCAAAGUAAUUUCGCGAAAGGUCAACCUGAAACCGACUUUUUGGCUCGAUGCAAAAUUAAAGUUGAAGAUGCUGAACAAGCUACAUUUAUUGCUGCAUGUUCUCAGGGUGGUAUCAUGCUCUUUCUUGGUGUGAUACUAUUAAUAGUUGGCACGCGUGAAUAUAAUUCUAUAAGUUUAGAAGAGGAAACUAGAAAUCUUCUCGAAAAAGCUAAUUUCAACGAGAACGAUGAGAUAGAAGGAGGUAUAGGAGGUGGACGGUCUUCUUCUAAUUUACAACGAAAUAUUAGCGAUGCUAGUAAUGGUGGCAAUGUUGAUGGAAGAUAUCCUUCUAAUAAUGUAAAAAAUAUUAGACGUCAGCCUUCUAAUAUAGCUCAAACUGCUGCAAUUACAAAUAAUAUGAACGCUAUACAACAAUCAGGCCUAAGAAGACAUCCGACAGAACCUAGCUCAAUGCCUUCUUCUCGUGUAGGAAGGAAUCAAGCAGAAUCAAGUUUCAUGUCUCCAUCAUAUACAAGUUUAGCUAGAAAUACAACAAAUCCUGGGAGUCUUCCAUCAAACAGAUAUAAUGGUAUUACGCGUUAUCCAACUAAUCCAUCUAAUGGUACUAAUAUUUCUGCAAAUAGAGUAAAAGUAACGCGUCAACCAACGAUCGGUAAUGCAUAUGUUUCAAUGAAUUAUGCUGGAGCUCCACAGACAACAUAUCCUAUAGUUCCACAACAUUCCCUCUCAACGAAACGUUACGUGAGUCCGCCACCCCCAUAUGUAGUUCAUCCUUCACAACAAAUUAUCGUUCCGAUAACUAAAGAUUAUCAUGAUGACCCUUAUAGUUUUCAAACAGACCCACGUUACCACAUUUAA